Owenia fusiformis is the source of this 1189-nucleotide messenger RNA. The record is from the annotation of a GenBank genome assembly. NCBI's taxonomy places the organism in Eukaryota, Metazoa, Annelida, Polychaeta, Sabellida, Oweniidae.
GAGAAUCUGAACUUCUAAAAUUUCUUAUUUCAUUUUUAUCAAUAAAUCACGUUUCAUAAGGUUACGUUGGAGCCCACUGCUUCACAGAGGGGUAUACCAAAAUGCUGUUUGCUGGAUGUCGACUGCUGGCUUUAGGCAAACCAAUACAAACUUUACAGCAUUUCACUCCAGUUUUCAGAAGCCUUUCAGCCACAGUGAAAUCGAAACCUAAACUAUUGCUCCAAAACCUGAGACAAUUCGCCACCAAGAACAAACUUCCGUUUGAAGUUGACUCAAAUGUAUCAAGAGAUGUGUUAUUAUUCACAUUCAGAAAUGACAAACAUUUCAAAAUGAUGACAGUAUUUGGAGUUGUGAACUUUGUAGUGUGGACAUAUAUUGGUAUUUUUGCGUUUAGAAUGUUGAAGGAUGCCCCUGUGACUCCCCCGAAGAAAGGAGAAUCGCUGCCAUGGUACCAACGAAUCAACCUUGGCAGUAACACUUAUAGAAAUGGCAUUACUUUGAUCUGUUUUGCUAUGGGCUACCUUAUUCUCACAUAUACCAUGUUAGUCCCAAUGAGAACUGUACAGACACUAGCUCUCCUUAAGGGAGGUAAAAAAGUGGGUCUACGAACCUAUGGACCAUUUGCGAAGACAUUCUCAUUUGUUAUACCAAUAGAGCACAUAAGUGCCAUGCAAGCAAGAACAAGUGCUGGAAGGAUUGUUUCUUUGAAAGUUAAAAAUCGAUGGUUUUUCUUUAUGAUGGACAAGAAAGGACAGUUUCACAAUACACAACUGUUUGAUUAUGUAGUUGGGUUACGGCGGUUUUGAGGCACAUCUGAUACAGUGACUAUAGAUAAUUAUUUUCUUGUCAACCUGACAGGAUUUCGCCACUUGGUAAAUUAUUGCAAAUGUUAACAAAGUGUAAUUCAAAAGUGUAAUCCAAUUGCUAAUCUAUAUUUCCAGAUACAGGUCUAUCAUACUGUUAGUGUAAUAGAAGAUGUGACUUACAAAUAAAUAAAUAGAACUCAAAUGAAUACUUGUUCCUUGUAGUCUGCGUAUUAUACUUUUAUCAAGCAGAGGGCACUGAUCAACAAUAAUACAUCAGAAUUAGUCAAAGUGACAUUGGUGUCUAGUUUCAAAUGUAAGAAUACUUCUGACAAUGCUCGUUUCCUAUUGCUCUGAUGGAUGUUAUCUUUUUCAGCUCCAAGGUC